This is a messenger RNA of Caenorhabditis elegans, 1580 nucleotides long. It is a transcript of the gene hda-5, whose product is annotated as Histone deacetylase domain-containing protein. The record is from RefSeq and is marked reviewed. The transcript is spliced from 4 exons. NCBI's taxonomy places the organism in Eukaryota, Metazoa, Nematoda, Chromadorea, Rhabditida, Rhabditidae. The coding region runs from base 1 to 1527 and encodes 508 amino acids. Gene Ontology annotation, molecular function: histone deacetylase activity, hydrolytic mechanism.
AUGUCGUCAAAACCAUUUGGAUAUGUUUACGAUGAGAGAAUGCUUGGACAUGAAUGCAAAUACGACAGUACUAUGGCAGAAUGCCCUAAGAGGAUGAAGCUGAUUUAUGAGAGACUGCAGAAGGAUAAGCUGCUUGAUGGAGCUGUGAAGAUCGAUGCUCGGGAAGCCAAUGACUCUGAAAUCCGCCUUAACCACCCCCAACAACUCAUCGAUGAAAUCGUUAGCUUGAACUCCACUGAAAAAUGCGAGGAAUACUGCAAAGACAAAGAAAUCCUUUGGACUUGCGAGAAUACAAAUGAAGCCGCCCGUGUUGCGAUCGGUGGAUCCAUCGAGCUUGUGAAGGCUGCCAUGGAGGGAAAGAUCCAUAAUGGAUUCGCAAUGGUUCGUCCGCCAGGCCACCAUUCCUAUGGAAAAGUUGCACAGGGUUACUGUAUUUUUAAUAAUGUAGCGAUUGCCGCUAAAUACGCAAUCGAGAAGCUAGAAGUGAAGAAAGUUGCAAUUGUGGACUUUGACUAUCACGCUGGAAACGGUACUUAUCAAUCGGUAAAGGAUGAGUCCAGAAUUCAUUUGACCUCCUUCCAUGGCCAUCAUUUUGGAGCAUUCUGGCCAUUUAGCAGGGAUUAUGAUUAUGCAACUAAUAGUCAAAACACCUUAUUCGUGCCGCUAAACGGGACAAUGAACUCUGAAGGUGACUACGUUUCCGUAUUCCAUCACGUGCUGCUCCCCAUGUUGGAGCAGUUCCAGCCAGAAUUGAUUCUCAUCUCAGCAGGGUUUGACUCUGGAUAUUACGAUGUUAUGAUGGAGUUUGGACAAGGAGUCAAGGCUCACGGAUAUGGUCAUAUGGCUCGUCUCCUCAGCCAAAUUUGCCCUGGAAAGAUCCUCGCUAUAUUAGAAGGUGGCUAUCAUCCCUACAACUACACCGAGAGCGCUUCUAUGAUGGUCCGAGGACUUCUCAAUCUUCCUCUCCCGCGCCUCGACAUCCCUGAAAGAAUCUCCGGAGCUCUCCUAGAAACUACCUGGAACAUUCUGAAUCAUCACUCGGAAUGGUACCCGAAGCUUGGAGAACGACUGAAACUCCUGGAGCACCAGCAGAAAGAGCUUGGACUACCACAAUUCGCAUUUGAUCAGACAAUGUUUUUGGGUGAGAAGAUGAGAAAGAUGUAUGAUGAUAUGAAGAAGCAUAGGAUUGUCAGAACUAGAGAAUGGUUUCCAGAAAUGUCAGAUGAUCAGGUGGCAGUUUGUAAGCAGAAGAUAGAUGAAUAUAUCCAAGAAUACGAAUUCACUUCCGAGCAUCCUACUCCAAGUGAAUCACAGCUAGUUGCUCAGUGUGUCUGGGAUGAAGCUGCGAGGUCUGACGCCUUCCUCCAAGCAAUCCCAUUUGCCACGGCUUUGGUCCAAGAAUUCAAUGCUUUUGUGGAAGGGAAGAGGGAGAAUAUGAUGAUUUGCGAUCGUGAACUUUACACGGAAGCUGUUAAAAGCGGAGUCUUGGAAGCUCACACACCGAUCACUACAACUCGCCCUGAAUAAUUUUUGAUGGGUUAUCAUGUGCUUUGUGAUCCAAAUAAAUGUAUUGCAAAUUC